Molecule: messenger RNA, 714 nt
Organism: Meleagris gallopavo (turkey)
Lineage: Eukaryota; Metazoa; Chordata; Aves; Galliformes; Phasianidae
Source: RefSeq, a predicted model, not a curated record
GGAUGGGAUGGAAUGGAGAUGGGAUCAGGAGGCAGGUGGAGGGGCUCCAGGUCAUUGGAAGGUGGUGGAUGGAGCCCAGAUGGCAGUUGGAGGAUGGUAGGGUAAGGCUGUGAGGCAGUGGGGUAAGAGUGGAACAGGUCCAGGUGGGGCAGGAUACCUCACUGGGCUGCUGGUGGGGUGUGGGGGUGGAUGUGGGUGAUGGUGACAGUGGGGGCUUGGGGCCAACAGGGAGCUGGGGGCACUGGGGAGAGCAUCUGGGUGACACUGCAUCCCCAACAGGGCUCACCAGGCUGCCAGGGUCACAAAGAUGGGGAUGAGGCAGUGCCCAACCCUGGGGGGCACAGGGGUCGUGGCACUGAUCCUGACCCUCUGCACAGGCUUUAGUGGAGCAUCGAGGGUCAUCUACUCCGAAGUGAUGGUGCCGAGGCAGCUGGAGCUGAGGCACGAGGCAGCCGUGCAGGACGACGUGGCCUAUUUAAUCACGGCAGAGGGAAGCUACCACGUCGUCCAUCUGACUCGAGCAAAAAAUCUGGUAGCCAAGGACCUCCCGGUUUACACAUACGGUGCCAGGGGAGAGCUGAUCACCGAGUUCCCCUACAUCCAGGAUGACUGCUUCUACGAGGGCUUCGUGGAAGGGUCGCCAGGCUCCAUCGUGGCCCUCAGCACCUGCUAUGGGAUCAGGUAGGGCCGUGCACUGAGCAAUGCAUGGUGGAU